UCUACUGUUAUUCUAUUCACAGAGCCUGCUAACAGAAUCUGAUAAAAGACUGACAGCAGAUAGCGCGCAGGUACUAUCGUUUCAUAUGUUAUCCUGCUUAAAAUCAAUAUCUAUCAGGACAUAUUUUAUUAAAAUUAAUAAUAUUAAUAAACAAUGGAUAACGACAUCCAAGGAAAUAAAAAAUAUGCAGUUGUCAAAUUCUUGUCGGAUUCAACAUUUUCGGAAAUUCCGAUUGCAUGGCUUGUAGAAGAUGAUGAUGAUAAUCAAUUAUGUUAGUGGCCACCUCGAACUUAUAAUAACGCUACAUUGAUUGCUAACAGUCCAAAUUUUCAGACAUGGUCUCAAUACGAAGUAGACAUAGUGAAAUAUUGUUCGUCUUUAGAAUCAGCCAGAAAAAGCGCAGCAGACGCUUACUACCAAACAACAGAUGAUGAAUUAUUAGGACGAGGCAAAAGGAAACAUAUUUCGUGUUCUCGAUUCAGCAACGAUGAGGAAGAAUGCGAUAAUUCUCAGUUUCGGAGAUUUCAAAAGAGACAAUCCAGGUCUAAUAUUGUUCUAUCUGAUAUACCACCAUGCCCAGAUAAUUUAAAUAUAAAUAAUAUGGAAACUCAAAAAAAGGAUAGAAGUACACAGAGAAAAGUAACUAUUUUACAGCAUGAAAAAGAAAAUAAUUCCAUUUUGGCAACACAGGGACAGAAAGAAUAUUUUUCGUUGCAUGAUGUUCCAAUAGUAUUGGAAGGAUGCAAUAUAGUGCCCGAGAAUAAAGAAGAUUUUAACAUAAAAGAAGGUAUGAAACAAAUAUUGCGUAUGCAAGCUGCAUCGCAAUUAACUUUGCAGGAUAUCAAACAACGUAUACUCAAGCUUGAAAAUGCAUUAAAAAACCGUUCAUUAAAUCUUCCUGGUCACAACGAUGAGCUUAUUACUGAAUUUUUGCCUCUUACGAAUAAAGAGCGAAUAAAGGAAUUUGAAUCGAUGCUGAAAAGUACGGAAGAAGCAGUUACGUAAUUUAAAGAAUUUCUUUCGAAAAGUGGGGGAAACAAUCCAAAGGAUAAUAUAAAUUGUACUAUGAAGAAAACUUUUACAAAUGAGUGCGCGAUAUGUUGCUCAUGGAAAGGAGUUAGAAAUAAUUUCCGAGUUGUUGACUUGAAUAUUAUGAAAAUCAUAAGAGAAGAGAUAACGUCACAUCACGUAACUCUCACAGAAGCAGAAUUUGACAAUGUUGCUGCAAAAUGGUUCCGCUUUGCCAAACAAAGAAAAGAAAGAGACGACAAGGCAAAGCAGAACAUCAGUGAGUAGCAUAUAAAUAUUAGAAUUAAUAUUGCACGUGCGACGGAAGAUAAUAUAAGUUUACAACAU
Molecule: messenger RNA, 1356 nt
Organism: Harpegnathos saltator (Jerdon's jumping ant)
Lineage: Eukaryota; Metazoa; Arthropoda; Insecta; Hymenoptera; Formicidae
Exons: 9
Coding region: 601-1005 (134 amino acids)
Source: RefSeq, a predicted model, not a curated record